AUGGGAAAAGUUGACUCAACCGCUCUAGUCACCUUAAAAAAAUCGCGUAUAGUUCUCUACACAAAUGGCUGUUCCGUGGAUGGGGUGGAGUUUGCUUAUCGAAGUAGAGAGCCUUGGAUCGUUGUGCUUUAUGUUCCGUGGUGUCCCUUUUGUCAAGCUAUGGAAGCAUCGUAUGAUGAACUGGUUGAUAAACUGGCUGGAAGUGGGAUUAAGGUUGCCAAGUUCAGAGCCAAUGGUGGCCAGAAGGAGUUUGCUAAGCAGGGGUUGCAGCUCGGUAGCUUCCCGAUGAUACUAGUCUUCCCUAAGAACUCUUCAAGACCGAUCAAGUAUCCUUCUGAAAAGAGAGACGUUGAUUAUUUGACUUCAUUCUUGAAACUUGUACGGUAAAGAAACCGCAAAACCAGUUGACACUUCCAUGAGAAUGGAGAGAUCAAACAAGAACCAUUUCAUCUCGUUCCAGACUGCUAGAACAGAAGAAAGCUAGUGUCACAUAGUUAGAGAGAUAAGCUAUUCGAGAAAGAUUAAGUUUCUGCAGUCUUGUAGUGUUUCAAAGCUGUAAA
Molecule: messenger RNA, 560 nt
Organism: Raphanus sativus (radish)
Lineage: Eukaryota; Viridiplantae; Streptophyta; Magnoliopsida; Brassicales; Brassicaceae
Product: 5'-adenylylsulfate reductase 1, chloroplastic-like
Exons: 2
Coding region: 1-387 (128 amino acids)
Source: RefSeq, a predicted model, not a curated record